Gryllus bimaculatus (two-spotted cricket) is the source of this 186-nucleotide messenger RNA. Lineage: Eukaryota; Metazoa; Arthropoda; Insecta; Orthoptera; Gryllidae. The record is from the annotation of a GenBank genome assembly.
AUGGCUGGCCUUUCUGUCAACUCCUUGUCUUCUGUCCUUUCUCAUAUGGUAGCACCACCCAUUCCACACUCAAGCCUUCAGUGCGUCGCCUCUGCUGCUUUACUUGCCUUUUCCACAGAGAAGGGCAAUGAAGUGGUGGCGGUGGUAGAAGCGGCAAUGGCAAAUUUGUGGGCGGCGGAUGUGUGA